Limulus polyphemus (Atlantic horseshoe crab) is the source of this 6786-nucleotide messenger RNA. RefSeq names its product FAS-associated factor 1-like (gene casp). The record is from RefSeq and is a predicted model, not a curated record. The coding region runs from base 506 to 2542 and encodes 678 amino acids. The transcript has a single exon. Gene Ontology annotation, cellular component: nucleus; endoplasmic reticulum. Gene Ontology annotation, molecular function: ubiquitin binding. NCBI's taxonomy places the organism in Eukaryota, Metazoa, Arthropoda, Merostomata, Xiphosura, Limulidae.
CAUUGUCGACGUCUUUGUUAAUGUAUAGGUGUAGGUUUAAGGUCAGGUGUGAAAAAAAGUGACUCUUCAAAAUAUUGUGUAAUUUGUGGAUUUUUAUUGCAACUCAGUUGUGUUGGUUAUUUUAGCAGGAAUAUUUAUUUAAAUUCCUUCUCGGGUCUUUAUUAAAAGAAUUGGAAAACGUAUACUACGGGUAGGCUGUAGUACAGAACGCCAGGCCUGAAUAAUAAUAAUAAUACUUUAAAAGUAUUAUAAUUGCUAAUAGUAUAGUAUAGAUUAUACUAGUAUAUGUGUGAAUAGCCUCAGGCUUAAAUAAAAGGCCUAAUUUAUUAACACUAUCCCAAUAUCUAGUGUUGUCGGCUAAGCCUACUAAUUAGUAUAGUAAUACUACUAUUACUAGUAGUAAUCCAGUUGUUAAGUAUAACAUUGAUUAAACCAGUUGAAAUACGAAGUUAUACUCUUAUAGUUGUAGGACUAUUCUUUCUAUUGUAUUAUUGAAAUUUAUAGGAUGGAGGAGAACAGAGAACAAAUAUUGAUGGAUUUUCAGUCAUGUACAGGAAUUGAUGAUGUAGCAGAGAGCAUCAUGCAUCUUGAGGCUAGUAACUGGGAGCUAUUAGAUGCAGUGAAUAAUGUAAUGCCCCAAGAAUCCCAAGCCCUUCCAUCAGAACAAGAAUCCAACAGGCCUUACAGUAAUGUACGAGAUAAUAACGUACUUUUAACCCAGAAUACAGAGAAACAGCGAGGAAGUACUGGCUCUUCUGGAGAUGUGGAAAUGAUUGACCUGUCAGAUAGAAAUUUAUUUUCUAUUAGGGUUCAAGAACAGAAUCUUGAGAUUCCUCCAGAGCCUAAUCCAGGAGGGGAAUCAGCUCAAAUUUUAAAGCUGAUUGUGAAGUAUAAAGAGAAAAACACUCCUGUAGAAGUUCCAGCUUGUGAAACUGUUGCUACAGUUAAAAUGGCUUUAUUUACAGAACUUGGAAUUGUUCCAUGUAAGCAGCAAUUAAUUGGUUGGCCAAGAAAUCAUGUUACGGAUAACACAGUCUUGUCUUCAUUAGAUCUUCCAAAUGAUUUUGUUCUUAGGCUCUUUACUUUAGAUGAUCAAGGGGCUCUUUUGUCAAAUUCUAGCUCGGACCCAAAUUUUUCGGAUACAUUCAAUGAAACCUUCAAGCUCUACAUUGUGGAUCAAACUAACAAUAAGGAUUACACCUUAAGUUUUGUAGGAUCAAAAACCAUACUUGAAAUUAAACAAGAUGUGUUUGCCUUAACUAACAUCCCAGUGAGACAUCAGAAGUGGUCUGGAUGGCCUGAUGGUGUCAAAGAUAGCACAACUCUGGUGGCAGCUGACAUCAAUCAUCCUGUUCACACACUAUAUCUUCAAAAAGUUGUUAAAUGUCAGAAAGAAAAUACAAAAAAUAUAAAACAUUUAUCUUCUAGUGAAAGUAGUGGUGAUGAAUUUGAAGAUGCUAAUGAAUGUUUCACUGUUGAUGAUGACAUUUUCAAGGAUGUUUGUCCUACCAACAAACCCAAGCCUCUCAUUUCUGAAGGUGUUGAAGAUGAACGAGAAGCAAUCAACAAUUUUAUUCAUCAAUUUCAACAGAGAUAUGGCGACUGUCUUCCUCAUUUUUUUCAAGGAACUUUAGCUGAAGCAUUACAAGCCUCGUGUUUGACUUCGGCACGGGAUCGACGCCCACUGGCAGUUUAUCUUCAUCAUGACGAAAGUGUUUUAUCAAAUGUGUUUUGUACUCAGUUACUUUGCACAGAAGCAACAGUUUCAUAUCUUACACAGAACUUUGUCAUUUGGGCUUGGGACCUUACAUUUAAUUCUAACAGAUCUCAAUUUUUGGCAGCAGUUACUCAAGAGUUAGGUGCUGCAGCAGCUGGUGCCAUCCGAGACAUAACCACUGAUCAUUUACCAGCUCUUGUGGUAAUCACUCGUCUGAGAUCAUCAACUGAAGUACUAACUGUUAUUCCAGGUACUGUUGGUCUUGAUGAGUUUAUGACCAAUCUCAUUCAUGCCUAUGAAAUGUUCUGUAGUCAAGUUGGUGGUGAGAUUCAAGAAGAACAGGAGCGAGAGGCAAGAGAGACAGUAAAGAGAGAACAAGAUGCAGCCUACCAUGCUUCUCUGAUGGCAGAUAGAGCAAAAGAAGAAGCUCGAAAGUUAGAGGAGGCGGAGCGACAGCAAAAAUUACUUCAAGAAGAACGAGAACGUGAGAAACAAGAUGAAAUACGAAGACAAGAGGAAUCUGUGAAGGAAGCAAUUCGCCAGUCACUUGCCGAGCAACUUCCUACUGAACCAGAUGAAAACUGUUCAGAUAUCAGUAAGAUUAGGUUUCGCCUUCCAACUGGUGAAUUACUUUAUCGACGAUUUCGAUGCAGUGAAUGUUUGCAUGUUUUGGUUAAUUACCUAGCAUCUGUUGGCUAUCCUGUAGAAGACUAUAAAGUUUUAGCAAGUUGGCCUCGACGAGAUCUUACAACACUUGAUCCCGAAAAGACUUUAUAUGAACUCAAGCUUUAUCCUCAAGAAACUAUAACUCUAGAAGAGAAAUGAGAUGGUAAAAGUGUAAAAAUUGUCUUGCAUUAUGAAUGUUUAUGACAAGAAAAUCUAAUGUAUGUUUAGAUGUAGUAAAAAUGCAGGAAAUGUUUCUUGUAUUUUCCUGUCAAGUGAUACUAAGAUAGCAGUUAUUAUCAAAUGUGCAGAUAUCCAGGUAGUUUUUAAAAACUCCAAGAAAGACUAACUGUAAUUGUAUAAUACUUAACUUUUGAAAAUUGAAAAAACAACAACUAGAUCUGAAUAUAAUCUAUUGCAAUUUGUGUGUAAACGUAUUAUUACUGUUAAUAAACACUACUUUUGUCUAGUCUUAAACAGGUAUCAUUAUUAUACACUUUGAAUGCUUCAUGACAAAAGCAGUUAACAGCUUGUACAGCUUUGGUAUGAAUGGUUGUAUUCAAAAAUUAUGUUUUAAAUGCCAAAAGCUGGCAAAGCAUUAGAAACCAAAUAGGCCUAAGAUUUGUGAUAAAAUCAUGCUAACUGCAUAUGUUUUUCCACAUUCUUUUAAAUUUGUCCAUUGUAGAUGUGCAAUGAAUAAAUAAAGAGGAAUAUGGGUAAAAACAUAUGCAGUUAACAUGACUUUUAUAGCAAAUCUUAGGCCUAUUUGGUUGUAUUUACUGCAUGCUGAUCUUUUUUCAAACUCUUCUUUUGAGACAGGCAUAUUGUCUUCUAUCUGUAAUACUGCUUUUUGAUACAUGUAUUUAAAAAUACAUUUGUGGACUAUGAAAUGAAAAGAAGGAAGCAAUUAAAUGAAAUAUGUAUAAUUUGAUUCUCGUAUGAGUCUCGUUUCUUUUUUUAAGUAAAAUGUGUAUUCAUUAUCCACGGAAACAAAUUGAGAUGCAUCAAACUCUUAAUAAAGUUAACUAAUUCUUGCUAUUUUUAUGUAAAAAUAUGAAAAUUUAAUUGAACCUUAAGUUCAUUAAUAAUAAGUAACAAUGUUUAUAACUCAAUCUUUGAAAAUACUUUUCUUCAAAAUGGUGAAGUGGAGAUUAUAUUAUCAUGUAAUAUUUGUGUUUUUAACCCAUUAUUUUCAUUUGCUAAGUAGUUGUGUGAUAUUCAGUUUGUAUCAUUGAAUAUUUAGACCUAGUAUAGAAAUGUUCAGAAAAGAACCAAUAUUUUUUGAACAAAAUCAUAAAAGUGUUAAAAUCCUAGCAUUUGAAUGCUAGUUUUGUGUCCAUUUUUUGCCAGAUUUAAUCGGUGUAUUUUAUAACAUUAAAGUAUAAAAUGUUAGGAAAUUGGAUAUACUGCAUUUAUAUUCACAGGAUUUAGGUCAACUGUGUUUCACUUGUAAUGUGUUUGAACGUAUGAUAACAUGAAAUUCCUAGUACUUUUAGAAUGAUACAUUUUAUUAAUUUCCAAAAAAAAAGUUGGAAAGAGCUACUAUAAAUAUUUCUUAUUUGGAAAAUUUAAGUAAAGGAAACGUUAUUGCUUAAAGAAAUAUUCUCAGGUAUGAACAUGAAUGAGAGGCACUUUAAUUCAUUUCUACUUAAAAUAUUGUCAUAUUUUUUCUUGCUAGAAUAUUUGUUGUUAAGAAUGAACAAUAUUUCUGAUACUUAAGGCUUGCUAAUACCUUCAUUCCUAAUCAUGUUUACAUUAAGAUUUUAAACCUUUAAUAAUGACUGUUUUUCAUUUUUUGAUCUUGCAGAAAUUGGCUGCAUAAUUUUUAUUUUGUAACGUAAGGAUAAAUAUUUGAUUAUAUGAACUUAUAAACAAAUCAAGAUUUUCAUUCAAUUACAAAGAAAAUAAAAUUGUAAAACCAGCACAAAAUUUUUGUAUGUUAAAUCCAUUGUUAGUGUUGAGAACCGUGGGAGGGUUAAGACAGUUUAUCACUUUUCACUUAAGUGAAUGAAAAAGAACAAUCAACGUGAAAAAAAAAGUAAAUUAUGCUCCUUUGAAGUAUUAUAAAAACAAAUAUAGCAGAUAUUUUGGAGUUGGAUGUACUUCUGUAGAAGGCAUUUCACAAUGUAUUGGAUCAAUUGGUCUUUCUGUUUCUAAAACUGUUUUUCAAUGACUUAAAGUGGUGUUUAUUUUGAAAAUUUGCUGUGGGAAUCAUAAGUAAGUAUUUCACGUGGUUCCAUUUAAGUUCACAUUGAUGGUUAAGAUGACUCAGAAUGUUAAUACCUGUAAUAUGAUCGUAAACAAAAACCUGGACAGGCUGAAAGAUAGUUUUCAUAAUUUGUUGUUUUUAAGCACUUUAUGUAUGUAUAUUUGUGCAAAAGAAAUAUGUAUAUAUUUUGUUGUUUUUCUGUUUCAGAGAAUGAAAGUUGAGAGUCAGCCUAUUAACAGAGUUGUGCAUUUUUUAAAUUAAGGCCAUAGUUUAGUCAGAGAAUAGUCAACUGUGGUUUCAUUUGUAUUGGACGAAAGGCCUCGUCUGCAAAGGAUAUGGCAGAUAUACUGUAGAUGACACAUUAUAAUGUAUUAUUCUUUGCUUUCACUCAUAAGGUCUUAGAAUUGCUGAAAAAUGUAACAAAUGAGAUAUAUUAGUGGAUUGUCUUAUAAUAUCAGUUAAGCAUUUGUUAGUUGAAAUGUAUUUUAAGUGAAUGCACCCAAAAAUAAACAUUUGACACUACCGAGCAGAGAGGGUAAUGUAAAACAGUUGUUUGUUAGAACUUGAAAUCAUCACUGUAUCAAUAAAAAUAAUUGCAAUAUUCUAAGAUUUUUCAGUUUUAAGAUUACAAGUUACUAGACAAUAUGGUUGUUUUUUUAGAGUGUCUGGGAUAUUGGAAAUGAGUUCAGAUGUGUAAUAUGUCAAAUCUAUAGGUGUUGUUAAGAAUGAGAACCACAGAAGACUUUUAAGAGGGAUUUACACUUUUCACUAAGAGGGCAAGAGGUUUAAAUUAUCUGUUAAAGGAAUAUUAAUGUUAUUGUGAGCAGAUUGUAUUAAAUCUGUGAUAACUUUUUAUAACACUAUUGACUUUUGGCAUGAAAGAUUGUGAUGUGGACCGCUUUUGUUUAAAACGUAAUUGCACACGUUCUGGUUUCACUUAAAGAAUUGAAGGAUAAUACAACUCAACUGUUCAGACAGGAUAAUUAUAUAGUUUUUGUUGUUAUUGUUCGUUAUGGAACAAUAAAAUUGCCAGAGAACACUUAAAGUUAAUCAGUAGAAACAUUGAAAACAUAAGAGCAGGCUUGAUCUUAACUAGAAUUGAUUCAGUUAUGAUUUUGAAAUAAUUUACAUGUAAAAGUGAAAUAUAUAUAUAUAUAUAUAUACAAACACACAGAAUUCCUACAUAGUUUUAUAAGACAAGUUUGGUUCAGAUAGGAGAACUGGAUAUUCAGGAAUUUAUUAUUAAUUGAAUACAUGUAAUGUAUCCCUGCUCAGUAAUUUUGUCUGAAGGCUAAUAUAAAGAUAUCUGUUAAUUGAACAAGUAGUAUUAAUUUUUAUCAACAGAGAAAAACUAAUGUUUAGAGGGAAUGACAAAGAAUUUGUACCAAAUUAGUUACUGCAAAGUACAUGUAAUUUUCUUAUACAGUAAAGAUCUUAAUGGUUAAUGAUUAAAAAAAGAAGUUGUAAAUGCAUUCUAUGUUCUCGGAGAAUUUGAGCCUCAGUUCCAACUUACAACUUCACAAUAUAAACUAGAAAACAACCAGUAUAUCUUCACUGGUUCUCUGAUAUGUUUUGUCACAAUUCAAGAUUUAAAAAAUUUUAUGUUGCUUCGACAAAAGUGAAGGUUUUAGGUGUGAAUGUUGAAGCAAUGGCAUAGCCAAGUAUGAAAGUUUGGGUGAGCCCAAAACUGUGAUGGAUGAGCAGAAGGUGUACAAGACCUUGGAGACAGGUUAGAGAGAGUCAAAACACAAAAGUGUUAUGUGUGACGUAAUAGAACACUGGAACCAUCGUGCGGACUCUGAGUUAUAGAUAGCCCACUGGCUUGAAGUCUUCAGUUCUUGAAAUUUGUUUUUUAGAGAGAAAUUUUGAAUUUAAAAGUGGAUGUUGUAACCUUUUAUGAGACUUCUAAGAUAGUAUUUAUAAUACUGUUUGCAGUUGUAAUCCUGUAUUACGGGACUAAUAUCACCACAGUGGAAGAAUUGGUUUAAGAAGUUUUAACAAUGAAAGCAGGCUUAAAGAUUUGUACUUUUUUUUUUUAAAGUAUAGAAAUACUUUGUUUGAAGUAUUUAAAAUGAUUUAGGGUUUUGAUUAAUCUGUAUUUUGCAUGCUUGAGUGGUGGAAUGAAAUGGUUGAAAUAUUACUUUGUAAGCCUAUAUUGAGACUAGUUCAUUUUUCUCAAUAAAGAGUUAUAACUUGU